Messenger RNA from Branchiostoma floridae (Florida lancelet), 1378 nucleotides. RefSeq names its product G-protein coupled receptor 54-like. Gene Ontology annotation, biological process: neuropeptide signaling pathway. Gene Ontology annotation, cellular component: membrane. Bases 149 to 1294 code for a protein of 381 amino acids. Lineage: Eukaryota; Metazoa; Chordata; Leptocardii; Amphioxiformes; Branchiostomatidae. Gene Ontology annotation, molecular function: G protein-coupled peptide receptor activity. The record is from RefSeq and is a predicted model, not a curated record. The transcript is spliced from 9 exons.
GUAUGAUCCACUUCUCACAGAGUCACGUUUUAUAUCUGCAGGACAGAGGCUGUCGCUCGCUCAUUCUUUGAGUUGACUGGAGGUCGUCUGUCCAAAACUUGACCAACAAGAGAGGACCCAGUCGCCUGCGAAGAUUGUCUCGAGCAACAUGGGUGACUACAACUCGUCCGGAGGGCCCUGGGCGGCGACCGAGCCCGACGAGCCCGUGACGGCGGCACCGGACUGGGGAGACCCUCCCCUCGGGCCUGAGGCCACUGCUGUCCCGAUCGUCUUCGCUCUGAUCUGCGUGGUGGGCCUGGCGGGGAACCUCCUGGUCAUCUACGUGGUCUGGAAGUACGAGAGGAUGAAAUCUGUGACGAACUACUACAUCGUGAACCUUGCCGUUGCUGACGUGGCGUUUCUGCUCUGCUGUGUGCCGUUCAGCGCCGCAGGGUUCGCCACCACCAGCUGGCACUACGGACUCUUCAUGUGCAAGUUCGUCUUCUACUUCAUGCAGGUGACUACGAUGGCCACCUGCCUGACGCUCGCGGCCCUGAGUAUAGACCGGUACGUCGCCAUCGUCCACCCGGUGUCCUCCAUCGACCGCCGCACACCCGCACUUGCCAUGGCCAUCAGCGGCUGCAUCUGGAUAGGGUCCUUUCUGCUCUCCGUGCCGGUUGCCAUCUAUACCCAGCUGGUGGAGGGGUUCUGGUACGGGCCGCAGGUGUACUGUCAGGAGCAGUGGCCAUCCCCGCAGGCCGAACUCGGCUACAACAUCUACACCAUCCUGAUCAGUUACGUCAUCCCCCUUCUGAUCAGCGCCACGUCACACACGCUUAUCGUCUGUAGCCUAUACAAGAACAGCGUGCAGCCGCUUCAGAAUCAGCAGAACGAGCAACAGGCGCUGCGGAAGAAGAAGAAAGUGACGCGGAUGGUGGCGGUGGUCGUGAUUCUGUUCGCGGCGUGCUGGCUGCCGAACCACCUCAUCAACCUGUGUUCACAGCUGAAGGUGGUACAUCUCGGGUAUGAAGUGUACUGUAUGAAGAUCGCAGCGCUCUGCCUGAGUUACGCCAACUCCGCCGCCAACCCCUUCGUCUAUGGCUUCAUGGGGCAAAACUUCCGCAAGAGCUUCAAGAAGGCAUUCCCAAGAUGUUUCCACCAAAACAGGGUGGCUGUGAUGAUGCCGGACGGGGCCCGAGCGGGCGGUUCCGGGUCCCGGGGGGGAACCGGCUCCGGGAACGGCAACAACGUCAACCUCAAGCCGUUCGUGCAGAACAAGGUCUACACUGUGGAAGAGCGGAUCCCCACGGUUUAGGUAUUACCUCCGACAGAACAAGGUCUACACGGUGGAAGAGCGGAUCCCCACGGUUUAGGUAUUACCUCCGACAAAACAAGGUCU